Molecule: messenger RNA, 1672 nt
Organism: Rosa chinensis
Lineage: Eukaryota; Viridiplantae; Streptophyta; Magnoliopsida; Rosales; Rosaceae
Product: disease resistance protein RUN1
Exons: 2
Coding region: 6-1052 (348 amino acids)
Molecular function (GO): protein binding
Source: RefSeq, a predicted model, not a curated record
UAGACAUGGACGUGACUCUGAAAUCAUUUUCAAUGAUGAUCAAAUUGAGAUACCUGAAGAUUGAGAAUGGAAACCUGCCCAGGGGACUUGAAUAUCUUCCCAAUAGUUUACGGAUUCUUGAUUGGACGAGGUAUCCGUCAAAUUCUCUGCCAUCACAUUUCAACCCUCAGAAGCUACUUGAACUUAGCUUGUGUUAUAAUUGUAUUAAACAUGUUCGGAUAGGAACGGAGCCUUUAUGCAAUUUGAAAACCAUUAAUCUGAGUCACUCUCUGAAUCUUGUCAGCACCCCAAACUUUAAAGGUAUGCCAUAUCUCGAGUUUUUGUAUCUUGAAGGUUGUAUAAGAUUGUAUGAGGUUGACCCGACAAUUGAAGUGCUUGAAAGACUUACUGUGCUGAACUUGAAAGAUUGCAAGAAUCUCAUGCAUUUUACAAGCAGUGUACAUGGCUUAAAAUAUCUCAAAGUUCUAAAUCUUUCUGGUUGCUCAAAGCUUAAAAAACUACCGAAUGACAUGGGUCAUUUAGAGAGUUUGGAGGAGCUUCACGUGAAUGGCACCGACAUAAGAGAACUACCUUCCUCUAUUGGAAUGCUUGAAAGACUUCCUGUGCUGAAAAUGGAAGAUUGCAAAGAUCUGGUGUGUCUUCCAAGCAGUGUAGGUGGCUUAAAAUCUCUCAAAGGUCUCAAUUUUUCUGGUUGCUCAAAGCUUGAAAAAUUGCCAGAGGAGUUGGGCGAUAUACAGUGCUUGGUAGAGGUUAAUGUGAGUGAAACUUCUAUAAAAGAACUACCUUGCUCUAUUGGAAUGCUUGAAGGACUUGUUUCUAUGUCCUUGAGAGAUUGCAAACAUCUUAUGUGUCUUCCAAGCAGUGUAGGUGGCUUAAAAUCUCUCAACGAUCUCAAUCUUUCUGGUUGCUCAAAGCUUGACAAAUUGCCAGAUGAGUUGGGUCAUGUUGCCUGUUUGGAGAAGCUUGAUGUGAGUGGAAGUGGCAUAAGAGAACUGCCCUCCUCUAUUGGUCUUUUGAAAAAACCUCAAAGAAUUCUCUCUUGCUGGGUGUAAAGCACGGUCACCUAAAGCAUGGAAUAUGAUCCCCUUUCAGUUAUUGCAAAAAAGAAGUCACAUUCCGACAGGAUUGUCGCUGCCUUGUUUGUCGGGUUUGCAUUCAUUAACUAAAUUGAAUCUAAGUGACUACAAUCUUUCUGAAGAAGCAAUGCCCAGUGAUUUUGGAUGCUUGUCUUCAUUAAGAUCAUUAAAUCUCAGCAGAAAUCAAUUCAGUAGACUACCCGAGAGUGGGGUCAACCUGUGUUGAGGCGCGUGAUAUGUUCUCUGAACAUGAGUGGCAGGAUAUCUACUAUCAGCUUGUAUUCUCAUUUCAACCUCACUACUGGGAUAAACGAAUAAAGAUUGAGGAAAUUGUGCGAGUGAAAAAGUGUGGGGUCCUUAUGAUAUAUGAGGAAGAUGCAAAGGAGCUUUCAGAAAAGCAGAGCAAUAUUGGCAUUAAUACCAAGCAAUGCCUUCAACACAAUGACGAUGAUGAAGCAUCUAGUAGUGCAAGUCAGGCUCUUCCAAAAAUAAUUGAGCAACUCCCCCUUGACAGCGCAGGACCCAGUCGAACCCCUUAUAUUCAUGACCAGAAACAUGGUUAAUGCAUUUUUUUUUUAAAAAAAACGUAGGGAAAA